AUGAACUGGGCAGAGCUGGACUCAGCCCCAGCGCCCCCCAGCGCUCCCCAGAGACCCCCGAACUGGUCUGACUGGUGGAACUGGCGCGGCCCCGGCGGCGCCUCCGCCCUUAUCGCCACCCCCGAGCCCCCCAGAGCCGCCCCCCAACGCUCCGGCAACGCCACGACGGCGCCGCGACCACCACGACCGCCGCGGCACGAGCUGCAGCCGCCGUACCCGUACCCGUACCGCUGGCUGCUCAACCACCCCGACAAGUGCCGGGAGCGCACGCCGUUCCUCGUGCUCCUCGUGGUGUCGUCGCCGGCCGACCUGGCGGCGCGGGACGCCGUGCGCCGCACGUGGGGCGACGAGAGCGCGGUGCCGGGGCUGAGCGUGCUGCGGCUCUUCCUGCUGGGCCUGCACCCCGUGUUCGGCGCCGAGCUGCGCUCCGUGCUGCGCGAGGAGGACGAGCUCUACGGGGAUCUCAUCCAGCAGGACUUCCUGGACACCUACAACAACCUGACGCUCAAGACGUUGAUGGGGUUGGAGUGGGUGAGUCGCUUCUGCCCCAACGCCACCUACGUGGUCAAGGCCGACCACGACGUCUUCCUCAACCUGGAGUUCCUGUGGCGGUUGCUGCGGCCGGUCAGGACGGACCUGGCCACGGGUUACGUGUACCGGCACACGGGGCCGCUGCGGAACCGGGCCUACAAGUGGUUCGUGCCGCGGGAGGUGUACCCCAACGACACGUACCCGCCGUACUGCGGCGGGCCGGCCUACGUGCUCUCGGGGCCGCUGGCGCUGCGGGUCUUCGCCGUGGCGCAGCUGCUGCCCGUUAUCAACAUGGAGGAUGCGUUCGUGGGUAUCUGCCUGCACGCCCUGGGCGUGCCCGUCACCGACCCGCCGGCCGGCGCGUUCAACAUGUACCGGCUGGACUACGACAAGUGUCGCUUCUCGCGGCUGGUCAUGGUGCACCACUACUGGCCGCGGGAUCUGCUGCGGGUGUGGCCGCACUUCAGGAACGAGUCUGUCAAGUGUCCCUAA
Messenger RNA from Catharus ustulatus (Swainson's thrush), 1023 nucleotides. RefSeq names its product beta-1,3-galactosyltransferase 2-like. Gene Ontology annotation, cellular component: membrane. The record is from RefSeq and is a predicted model, not a curated record. NCBI's taxonomy places the organism in Eukaryota, Metazoa, Chordata, Aves, Passeriformes, Turdidae. The transcript has 2 exons. Bases 1 to 1023 code for a protein of 340 amino acids. Gene Ontology annotation, molecular function: N-acetyl-beta-D-glucosaminide beta-(1,3)-galactosyltransferase activity.